Molecule: messenger RNA, 1206 nt
Organism: Cladocopium goreaui
Lineage: Eukaryota; Dinophyceae; Suessiales; Symbiodiniaceae
Source: the annotation of a GenBank genome assembly
AUGUCAUCGGCCGGGCUGUCGGCGGAUGUGGUGGUCUGGGGUGCUGGCAUCAGCGCAGCGGGAGGGUGGCAGAGAUCCCACUGCUUGCUGUGCGAGAUGGAGCACCAAGCUGUCGAGACGAACCACAUCACCACUGGCGCCGCGCUGUCGCAUUGUCCGCCCUGGCACCAUGCGCUGCAGUGCGGCGUCCGGGACACCUUUGCCCAAGGGCUGAGGCCAGAUGUGGUCACUUUCAACGUCACCAUGUCGGCUUGUGAAAAGGUCACAUCUUGGCUGGAUGCUGUUGUUCUUCUGCAGGAGGUUUCGAAGCAAGAGAUGAGACAAAGUGUGAUCACAUUCAAUACCACUGUAAGCGCAGGGGAGAAAGCUGGUCGCUGGCAGGAAGUUCUGCUUUUGUUCCAGUCCGCUGUGGCAAAAACAUUGCAACCUGAUGCCUUUACGACCAGCCCACUCCUCAAUGCUUGCGCAAAGACUGUUCAUUGGCAGCAUGCCCUCCAACUGGCUGGGGCGGCUGGGGGUCACUGCUCAGACUUGGUGAUUCUCAACGGUUUAAUCAACGCCUGCGGGAAGUCCAGUCACUGGCCCUUAGCACUGGCCAUCCUGGAGAAUGUGCUGAUGCAACGCUUAGAACCGGACAUCAUCACUUACAGCGCUGCCAUCAGUGCGUGUGAAGAACGAAAUGAAUGGGAAAGAGCUUUGCUUCUUCUUUUCCAGGCCAGUGAGAGCCAGGUUGAAGUCAACGUUUUCGCUGGCAGUGCGACCAUCAGUGCGUGCUCCAAAACAUCCAAUUGGCAGCAAGCUGUGAUGCUUUUGGAGAUGGUAUGCAAUCUCCAAGUGCAGUUGAACUUGGUGGCGUACAACGCGACCUUCACGGCCUUCCAGGAAUCGAAUUGUUGGAGAUCGGCCAUUCAUCUCUCCGACGCGGCGGCAGACGCGGCAUCGCUGGAUUUGGUCGGCCUCAGCGCGAUUUGCUGCGCCUGCGGAAAGGUGGUUCCACGUCAGAUAUGGUUAAGGCCUGCUUGGGAUGCUUGAGGUACGGCUGGAGAAUGGCAAUCUGCCUGCGGUAUCAUUGACCAAGCUGCAAGAUGUCACAUUAACCUUGAUGCCAUCGCGUACGCCUCCAUCGCGGACGCCUGCGACCGGGCGGCUGAGCUGUCCGGUUUGCGGCGGCUGCUGGAGCAGUUGGAUCCCAGCGGAUCAGAAAAU